AUGGAUCGCAAGUUCAUCACGCGGCGUCCCUACGUCCCUACGACGCUGGAGCUCAUCACCGUUGAGCCCAAUUCGCGGGCCCGUGGAUUAACGCUUAACGCUUCAUUUUACCUAGAAUCCUUCUGCAACUGCAACUACCGAUUCCACCUGUUUGUGAUCAUGGCUCACAAUGAGUCGUUUUACAGUGUCGUGCAAUGGGAUUUCGUGCAUGAGGCACCAUCUGGUGCAUCUCAUCCUUCAACAACGCACGGGAUCACGGUGGUUUUCGCCGAGGACACGGCCUUCAUCUUCUCCGUGGCCGCGCAUGACAGUGUUAUUUAA
Parascedosporium putredinis is the source of this 321-nucleotide messenger RNA. The record is from the annotation of a GenBank genome assembly. NCBI's taxonomy places the organism in Eukaryota, Fungi, Ascomycota, Sordariomycetes, Microascales, Microascaceae.